AUGGCCAAAUUUCUCCCAAUGUGUGUUGACCAGGACAUCUCAGAUCAUUGCCCUCUUUUACUGAGAAAUGUUGUGCAGAACUGGGGAUCUAAACCAUUCAGAGUUCUCAAUUGUUGGUUUCAGAAUCCUGUUUUCAGAAAAUUCGUGGUGGAUCAUUGGUCAGGAUUACAGGUGGAUAUUCAGCGCGCGGUGGAAGACUUAUGGGCCAACAGAGCAUGGCCUAAAGGGAGUAAUGUGUCCUUUAUUGUUCUGGUCCCGAAGGUGACUUCCCCACAGGAGCUUCAUGAGUUCAGGCCCAUCUCCUUGAUAGGAUACAAGAUUGUUGCUAAAAUCCUUGCUAAGAGGCUUAAAGGAGUGCUCCCAAAGAUUAUUGAUGAGACACUGUCGGCAUUCCUGGGAGGGAGGAAUAUGCUUGAUGGAGUGGUGGUUUCUAAUGAGGUGGCUCAUGCGACUAAGUAUGGGAAAGAGCCUACCAUCCUUCUUAAAGUCGACUUUGAGAAAGCUUAUGAUACGGUGGACUCGAGCUUCUUGAAUUACAUGAUGCGGAGGACGAAUUUUUGUGAGAAAUUGAUCAAGUGGAUAAAUAGUUGCUUGUCUUCGGCUUCUGUUUUCGUACUGGAUUUUCUUUUUGUUGGAUUGAAGAUUAACUCUACUCGUGUGCUGACUUUGUUGCAAAAGUCGGGGCUUGUCAAAGCCAAAGCUUUCUCCUCCUUCCGGAUCCUCUGCCUAGCAUGGAGGGGUUGCUUCUCGCUGACUCCAUGGGAACCGUGGUAG
Molecule: messenger RNA, 774 nt
Organism: Lotus japonicus
Lineage: Eukaryota; Viridiplantae; Streptophyta; Magnoliopsida; Fabales; Fabaceae
Exons: 3
Coding region: 1-774 (257 amino acids)
Source: RefSeq, a predicted model, not a curated record